AUGUGCCUCGACAAGGAUGUUACAAAACUAAGUGUUGUUCAUUACCUUGCCAAAUCAGCACCAUAUGAACCCUUUAUGUUGGUAUUGCCUCUCCUUUAUCAGAUUCUUUCACUAUUCACCACUCAUGCAUUUGAAGCCUCCCUCUAUAGUAAUAGACAGAAGAAGUCUUCCUCCAGUUUCUUUUCCAUUUUCAACAUCUUCUCAUCUAAGAAGCCCAGAGGAGGGUACCAUGAUGCCCCUGAUUCCAGCCGCAGGGUGUGGCCUAGUGAUUAUGAUAGAGAUAACUGGGGUGUUGCUGAGCCAAAUAUUGAUAUGAAAGCUGAAGCUUUCAUUGCCAAGUACAAGAAGCGUGUUUCAGAAUCUGAACUCUAUCAACUUGAUCCUGCUGCUGAAAAUGCAUAA
Messenger RNA from Sphenostylis stenocarpa, 402 nucleotides. The record is from the annotation of a GenBank genome assembly. Lineage: Eukaryota; Viridiplantae; Streptophyta; Magnoliopsida; Fabales; Fabaceae.